ACUGUCAUUUAAUUAAUAAAUUAUAGAUAUUUCAAAACUAAGUAAAAUAUAUUGACWACAAAUGAUUUGAUAAUUAUUUGAGAAUAAUUAAAGUAAUAAUAUUUAAUCGAUCGCUUAAUUCAAUACAAUGUCCGCUUCAAAACUUUUCAAAACAAUUGGCCAAAUAUGUCUUCAGGACAAUAGUUUGAAACAGAAGACAGUUUUCAAUGUCAUGAAUCAAUUCGCACGCAAUUACUCUGCGGCCGCGUAUACGACCCGUUACGCUGAAUACGAGACAUUGCAAGUAUCGGCUCCUUAUGACCACGUAUUGCACGUACAGUUGAAUCGACCCGAAAAACGUAAUGCUAUGAAUCGGGAUGUCUUUCGUGAAAUUCUUUCGUGUUUUAAUGAGAUCAAUGACGACAAACAAAGUAGAGCUGUAGUCAUAUCUGGAGCCGGAAAGUCAUUUUCUGCUGGUCUCGACUUUACCGAUWUGUURGAUAUGAUUGGUCACGUGUCUAACGGUGGUCCCGAUGCCAGUGAUGUCGCGGCCAAAGCCAAGUUUCUUAGGAAUGCGAUAAUUCUUUUGCAAAAYUCAUUCAAUAGUAUUGUCAAGUGCUCGAAACCAGUCAUAGCGGCCAUUCACGGUCCGUGUAUCGGUGCCGGAGUAGAUCUCAUUAGUGCUACAGAUAUCAGGUAUUGUUCACAAGACGCCAUAUUUUCUAUUAGAGAAGUUGGUAUCGGAAUGGCUGCAGAUUUAGGAAGUCUUCAACGGUUACCAAAAAUUGUGGGAAACGAUAGUGUUAUUCGGGAAAUGGCGUUCACAGCCAAAAAUAUUAACGCAAAUGAGGCUAAAGAGAUGGGUUUAGUCGGUUCAAUAUUUGCUGAUCACGAGACAUCACUUCAGUCGGCUUUAGAAUUGGCCAAAACAAUAGCCACUCGGAGCCCAGUGGCCGUACAGGGGACUAAAAUUGCACUYAACUAUUCACGCAAUCACUCGGACAGGGAUGGACUGGAGUUCAUGGCUAACUGGAACAUGUGUAUGUUGCAGAGCAAUGAUCUCAUCACCGCUUCCACCGCCACAGCCACCAGAUCUGAGACGCCGCCUGUCUUUAAUGACUUAUAAAUUUAUUCGCAAUUUGUAUUAUAUAUAUAUAUUAUUCAAUUAAUAUAAUCAUUAAAAACCAUUCAAUUGUAUUUAUUAUAAUUAAAAAUUAUAUAAUCUUUCUUAAUAAACAAUAAAGAUUUUUAUUACC
Oppia nitens is the source of this 1235-nucleotide messenger RNA. Its product is annotated as delta(3,5)-Delta(2,4)-dienoyl-CoA isomerase, mitochondrial-like. Gene Ontology annotation, molecular function: delta(3,5)-delta(2,4)-dienoyl-CoA isomerase activity. NCBI's taxonomy places the organism in Eukaryota, Metazoa, Arthropoda, Arachnida, Sarcoptiformes, Oppiidae. The record is from RefSeq and is a predicted model, not a curated record. The transcript has 3 exons. Gene Ontology annotation, cellular component: mitochondrion. The coding region runs from base 128 to 1105 and encodes 325 amino acids.